Molecule: messenger RNA, 1869 nt
Organism: Dovyalis caffra
Lineage: Eukaryota; Viridiplantae; Streptophyta; Magnoliopsida; Malpighiales; Salicaceae
Source: the annotation of a GenBank genome assembly
AUGGAGGCAAGCAAAAAGAAUGCUCUUUUCUGUUUUGUGGCUCUGCUAGUCUGCCUAUGGACUACUGCACAUGGAGAGCUGACAGAUACAGGUGUUAACUAUGAAGUGGAAGCUUUGAUGGGCAUUAAAGGUUCCUUGCUUGAUCCUCAUAAUAUUCUUAACUGGGAUGAGCAUGCUGUGGAUCCAUGCAGCUGGGCCAUGGUCACUUGCUCUACUGAUGGUUUCGUCACUAGCCUAGGAGCUCCGAGCCAAAGUUUAUCUGGCACUCUUUCACCAUCUAUUGGAAACUUGACAAAUCUCCAGUCUCUGCUUCUACAGGAUAACAAUAUUUCAGGACAUAUACCCUCUGAGCUUGGCAAGCUCCCAAAGCUUAAAACAAUUGAUCUUUCCAGUAACAACUUCAGUGGUCAAAUUCCUAGUACUCUGUCCAAUCUUAAUAGCCUCCAUUACCUGAGGCUGAACAAUAACAGUCUCAACGGAACAAUUCCGGCCUCUUUUGUUAACAUGACUCAACUUACCUUUCUGGACUUGUCUUACAAUAAUUUGAGUAUUCCUGUACCACCUGUUCAUGCUAAAACAUUCAACAUUGUAGGAAAUACUCUGAUAUGCGGAACUGAGCAAGGCUGUGCUGGAACCACACCAGUUCCGCAAUCUUUGGCCGUGCAUAAUUCACAAAAUUCUCAGCCUUCUGGAAAUAGCAAGAGCCACAAAAUUGCCCUGGCCUUUGGUUCAAGCCUAGGCUGCAUCUGCCUGUUGGUUCUUGGAUUUGGCUUCAUUCUUUGGUGGAGACAAAGACACAACCAGCAAAUAUUCUUUGAUGUUAAUGAACAACAUCAUGAAGAACUCAACCUUGGAAACUUGAAGAGGUUUCAAUUCAAAGAACUUCAGAUUGCUACAAACAACUUCAGCAGCAAGAACUUAAUAGGAAAAGGUGGUUUUGGGAAUGUUUACAAAGGGUAUCUCCAAGAUGGAACUGUUGUAGCAGUGAAAAGGCUCAAAGAUGGAAAUGCCAUAGGCGGCAAUAUCCAAUUCCAGACUGAAGUUGAGAUGAUCAGCCUAGCAGUGCAUCGAAAUCUCCUUCGUCUCUAUGGAUUUUGCAUCACAACAACCGAAAGGUUAUUGGUCUAUCCUUACAUGUCCAAUGGGAGUGUUGCUACUCGUCUCAAGGCAAAACCUGUCUUGGAUUGGGGUACGAGGAAAAGAAUUGCCUUAGGAGCAGGAAGAGGUUUACUAUACUUGCAUGAGCAAUGUGAUCCCAAGAUAAUUCACAGGGAUGUGAAGGCUGCAAAUAUAUUACUUGAUGAUUAUUAUGAGGCUGUUGUAGGAGAUUUUGGAUUGGCAAAGAUGUUGGAUCACCGGGACUCGCAUGUGACAACAGCUGUGAGGGGCACUGUGGGGCACAUAGCUCCUGAGUAUCUAUCAACAGGCCAGUCCUCUGAGAAAACAGAUGUUUUUGGAUUUGGAAUACUUCUGCUAGAAUUAAUAUCUGGCUUAAGAGCUCUGGAAUUCGGGAAGUCAACAAACCAGAAAGGAGCAUUGCUUGACUGGGUGAAGAAGAUUCAUCAGGAAAAGAAGCUUGAGUUGUUAGUUGACAAGGAUCUGAAAAACAACUAUGAUCGAAUUGAGCUUGAAGAAACAGUUCAAGUCGCUCUAUUGUGUACCCAAUACCUUCCAAUUCAUAGACCUAAAAUGUCAGAAGUGGUUCGGAUGUUAGAAGGAGAUGGGCUCGCUGAAAAGUGGGAAGCUUCUCAGAGAGCUGAAGCAACUCGAUCAAGAGCCAAUGAGUUCUCCUCUUCAGAAAGAUAUUCUGAUCUGACUGAUGACUCUUCGUUACUUGUCCAAGCAAUGGAGCUCUCUGGACCCAGGUGA